AUGGGCCUAGCUCUGGCCUCUCCGCAGUCCACUAGCUACCUGCCGCCGGCACCUGUUAAGGAUCUGUCCAGCCAGAGGUUACCCGUACAGCAGAGCUAUCAGAGCUUCCAGCAGCCGCAGCAGCCGCAGCAGCGCAUCGCACAGAUUGAAUCCAUCCGGCCAUCCAUAUCGCUGGGCAGCUUUACCAUUCAAAAUGGUGGCCAGUUAGGCUUCAUCAGUCAAGCACCAGCUGGCGCUGCCAUCAGCUAUGAGACACCUCAAACAAUUGUGGCCACAGAGACGCCACCGAGGAGCACCUAUUCGGGGUCAGCAGUUGCCGCGCAGCCCGCGGCAGCUGUUGAGCAAACAGUCACCGCACCAGUUGCUGCUCCAGUUGCUCAACAAACCUACUCUGCUCCAGCUCCAGUGGUUCAGCAAACCUACUCUGCUCCAGCUCAGACGGUUCAGCAAACGUACUCCGCCCCGGGUCCAGCUCCAACGGUUCAACAGACGUACUCCUCUCCAGCUCCAAUUGUUCAGCAAACCUACUCUGCUUCAGCUCCAGUAGUUCAGCAAACAUACUCUGCUUCAGCUCCAACGGUUCAGCAAACGUACUUCGCCCCAGGACCAGGUGGUCAGCAGACUUACUCCGCUCCAGCUCCAACGGUUCAGAAAACCUACUCCGCUCCAGCUUCAGUGGUUCAGCAAACCUACUCUGCACCUGCUCCCGUUGCUCAGCAAUCUUACUCCACUCCAGCUGCAGCUCUAGUGGUUCAGCAAACAUAUUCCGCACCAGCUCAGAUGUUUCAACAGAGUCAGGCGAUUGCAGCGCCCGCUCCAGUUGUCCAGGAUACCUACUCCGCUCCAGCUAGCACGCCAGCUGCUCAGCAAACUGUGAUCCAGGAGAGCAACGCGAUUACGGCAUCCGCUCCUGUGGGGCAGCAGACAUAUGCCGCCCCAGCUCCUGCGGUUCAGCAAACAUACGCUGCGCCAGCACCGGCUCCCGCUUCGUCUCCCGUAUCGGCUCCGACGCCAGUGGCUCAACAAGUACAAGAGACAUUUUUUGUAGCUGCACCCGUGCAACAGAGCCAAUACAGUGGCUACAGCUAUCAGGCACCAGCUCCGGUUGCCGCGCCAGUUGCUGAACUGUCCACUGCCAGCUACAGUGCACCCGAGAUUAAUUCUGCCCCGGCACCCGUGCAGUUCCAGGCACAGCAGCAACAGCAGCAGAUCUACACCACAACGGCUCAGGCUCAAGUUGACGCUCCGCUGCAAUUGCAGCAAUCGUUUGUGCCAGCCCCACCCACUGCUGUCCAGUCCGUCGAGCAGUUGACCAGCCCCACUUACAGCUACACACCCGCCAUUGCCCAGCAGCAGCAGCAGCAGCAUGUGACCUACACACGGCCCGUGUCCACGACCGUUCUGCAGGCGACUCCAACCUCAGCUUUGGCGACCAGCUCACUGAUCAGCAGCACGGCUGGUCUCCCAGCCGUCGGCUCGGAGAUUGGCACCAACUAUGCCAGCAACGGUGGCUACGUCUACGAGAGGACGAAGUAA
Messenger RNA from Drosophila montana, 1536 nucleotides. RefSeq lists its product as uncharacterized. The record is from RefSeq and is a predicted model, not a curated record. NCBI's taxonomy places the organism in Eukaryota, Metazoa, Arthropoda, Insecta, Diptera, Drosophilidae. Gene Ontology annotation, cellular component: RNA polymerase II transcription regulator complex. Bases 1 to 1536 code for a protein of 511 amino acids. Gene Ontology annotation, molecular function: transcription coactivator activity. The transcript has a single exon. Gene Ontology annotation, biological process: positive regulation of transcription by RNA polymerase II.